Messenger RNA from Geosmithia morbida, 1257 nucleotides. RefSeq names its product PPP4R2. Gene Ontology annotation, cellular component: cytoplasm; nucleus; protein phosphatase 4 complex. The record is from RefSeq and is a predicted model, not a curated record. Gene Ontology annotation, molecular function: protein phosphatase regulator activity. Lineage: Eukaryota; Fungi; Ascomycota; Sordariomycetes; Hypocreales; Bionectriaceae. The annotation marks the transcript as partial. The transcript has 2 exons. Gene Ontology annotation, biological process: protein dephosphorylation.
AUCGCCCGCCAUGAGUUCCCCAUACCCAAACUUCCGCCGCCGCGACCCUUACCGAUCCCCCAUGUCAACUCGGACGGCCGGUUGACAUCUCCGCUACCGUCGCCUGCGCGCGGCGGUGACGACGACGACGACGACGACGGCGAGGAAGGGCAUUCGUCACCCCGACCGCCGAUAUAUCAGCAGCUCGAACCGGGACAGCUCCCUCAGCAGCUGGAGGCGAUGCUAACCGGCAUCACGUCUCACCUCGAGACCUUCAAGACGCACCCGCCGCAUACAAUCCAGCGGCUGUCGGAGCUCCUGCUGCAGCCGCGCAGGCACUACAAGUCCCUGACGCCGUACCUCCACGCCUUCGACCGCGUGGUCAUGGUGACGUCCGGGGCGGACACGUACCCGCUGCCGCCGGCCGACCUGUCGACCAACGGUAGCUCCGACCCGGCCGCUUCCGUAGCCUGGAGCAACCCGACGUCUGGUUCACUCGGGUCGGACGAGGCCCUGGGUGGCGCCCUGCUCACGCCGAUCCCAUGGCUCCCGUCCAACAGGAGGGACUCUCUAUCGAUGGAUGAUGACAAUAAUGAGGAAAAUGAUGGUGAUGGAGCGGCGGCGCAGAUCCACAGCGAGAGCACGGAGAAGAUUGAAGGCCCGAACGGCAUGGGAAGCAUGGAGACGGUCUCAGUCAGCGUCAACGGGGUACCCUCUACCGGUCGCGCGGUCAGGGGUAUCACCCAAGGUGAGCUCCUGCGCCAGGAGCAGUGCGCCGGUGUCGUACCCGUCAGUCAGCUGCCGCGCACGCAACAGCAUGCGGAGAAGCGUGACGUCGUCGGCCGGGAUCGCCGAAGCAAGGAUGACGGCGACGAUGACGACGAUGACGAUGACGACGACGACGACAGUGAAGAUGAUGGCGACGGUCACAUGUCCGAGGAUAGAGAAGGAGGACUAAAAGAAGUAGAGGAACAAGAAGAGGAGGAGCCUCAUGCGAGGGGACCGGAGGAGAUUGGCGUCAACGAUACGGGCCCCCAGAGCGCAACGGCAAGUCAACUUGCCGGACAGGGCGGUCUUGACACCCAGGCUAUCGACGUCGAGGCCGCGGUGGGUAGGAAACACGACGACGACGACGACGACGACGCCGACGACGACAACGCGUCCGCCUCCUCGGCCGUGGCGGGGUCUAAGCGUGAGGCUGAUGAGGCUGGUGAGCCGGUCAGCAAGGUUCAAAAGGUUGAGAGUGGAGGGGAAGAUGAUGUCGACAUGGACAAUUGA